This is a messenger RNA of Closterium sp. NIES-67, 2246 nucleotides long. Lineage: Eukaryota; Viridiplantae; Streptophyta; Zygnematophyceae; Desmidiales; Closteriaceae. The record is from the annotation of a GenBank genome assembly.
AGUCAGAUGACAGCUUCGGAGAGCCACGGUAUUUUCAAAAUUCGAUCUGUGGUCCGGAUACUGGCAGAUACUAAUGGCGGACGAUUCCGUUCACAAAACGGCCUUUCGAAAUCGGUACGGAUCGUACAAGUAUCUGGUGAUGCCGUUCGGACUCACCAACGCACCUGCAACAUUCCAAGCAGAGAUGAAUCACAUCCUAAACCCACUCUUGGACGAAUGCGUGGUGGUGUACCUAGACGUCUACUCGCGCGACAUGCAACAACACGUCGAGUCUUCGAGAUUCUUCGACGAGAACGCUUCUACGUCAAACUAUCCAAGAGCAACUUCGCCCUCGAGAAAGUCCAAUUUCUCAGACAUAACGUAAGUGCUCAAGGAGUUCACGUCGACCCCAAGAAAAUCGAAGCCGUGCAUACGUGGAAGACACCCGAGAAUGUGAAGGAUUUACAGCAGUUCCUUGGCUUCGCUAACUACUACAACAGGUUCGUGCCGCAAUACGUGAAGAUCGCCGCGCCACUCACGAAUCUGCUAAAAAAGAACACGCCCUAUAAAUGGGAGCCGAAGCACCAGGAAGCCGUGGAGCAGCUGAAGCAAGCACUUACGUCCGCACCAGUACUCAUCUUGCCAGACCCCGAACGCGACUACGUCAUCGAAGCUGAUGCCAGCGACCAGGCAGUGGGAGCAGUCUUAAUGCAAGACCAGGGGAAUGGACUGCAACCAAUCGCCUAUCUCAGCAAGAAACUACACGGGGCAGAACUCAACUACCCGAUACACGACAAGGAGGCCCUGGCUAUCAUCAUCGCCUUCAAAACGUGGAGAUGCUAUCUCGAAGGACGCAAGACGACAUUCGUCACCGACCAUUGCAGCCUAAAAUAUUUGAAGACACAACCAAGCCUCUCCAGGCGACAGGUUCGGUGGAUUGACUUCCUCGAGAUGCACUUCCACUACGACAUCAUGUACAAGCCCGGCCAUAAAACCAAAGCCGAUGCGCUUAGCUGGCCUGCACACGUUGCUGCUAUCCAAAUCUGGGUACCUAAUUACCCUCCAUUGCGCCAGUUACUACUCGAAGAAUACCACGACGUCCUGUAUGCGGGACACUUCGGUAGUAACAAGACGCUCACCGGUAUCACCAAGCACUACUACUGGCCCCACAUAGCAGAUGACAUACAGAAAUUCGUCACCUCGUGCACUACAUGUCAGCGGAUGAAGAGCAGCAAACAGAAAAAGGCGAGUCUACUGCAGCCUCUUCCUGUCCCAGAACAGCCAUGGCAAGUGGUCAGCCUAGACUUCAUCACCGGGCUACCAACUACCACCAGCGGUCAUGACGCGAUCCUCGUCAUUAUUGACAAGUUCUCCAAAAUGGGACACUUCAUCCCGACAUACACGACAGCAUGCACUGAGGAGACGGCACAACUCUUUGUUCGCUACAUCAUCUCACAACAUGGCAUUCCAACCACACUCAUCUCCGACCGAGACCCUAAGUUCACCAGUAAAUUUUGGAAAGAACUGAUGUCUCUUCUCGGGACCAAACUCGCCAUGUCGUCCGCCUACCAUCCGCAGACAGAUGGCCAGACCGAGCGCCUCAACCAAAUUGUGGAACAACUCCUCCGCACAGCCUGCAAGGACGAAAUCUCCAAAUGGGACUUGCAUCUGCUCGUCCUUGAGUUUGCCUACAACAAUGCUACUCACGCCGCUACUGGACAGACGCCGUUCUUCCUCUGUUACGGACGCCACCCACUCACACCUCAACAGCCAAACAUACCAGCCACAGUCCAACCUGCUCAUGAUUUCAUCACGACUAUGCACAAACUUUGGGAUCGGACCCACAAGCACCUUCUCAACAUUCAGCAACAACAGAAGCGCCACGCCGAUCGCCACCGGACAAACCACACCAUCACCGUGGGAGAUCGAGUACUACUCGACACGCGCAAUCUUGACAUCAGCCAUCUCCCAUCCAAACUGCGACCUCGCUUCUGCGGGUCUUUUCUCGUUGAAGCACAGGUCACUCCUGUUACCUUCCGCUUACGCCUGCCAGCUACCUGGAAGAUUCACAACGCCUUCCAUGUCCAACACUUGAAGCCCUACCGAGAUCCCAACGCGAUCUUUUAUGGACGCCAACCGCCGCCGCCGCCGUUCGUCCUCGUCCAUGAUGAACCCGAGUACGAGGUCGAGUCCGUGCUUGCUCACCGCCGUCGCCGGAAUGGCACCGUGGAGCUUCUCAUCCGUUAGAAGGGUUAUGAUCCUUUAGA